This is a messenger RNA of Blepharisma stoltei, 1144 nucleotides long. Lineage: Eukaryota; Ciliophora; Heterotrichea; Heterotrichida; Blepharismidae. The record is from the annotation of a GenBank genome assembly.
AUGGGCUGUUGCCAACAACAUAAAUCAAAAACAAGAGUGAUCAAGCCAAAAGUUUCGGCUCUUUCUGUAUCAACAGCAGAUGAAAAUCAAUAUUUAGACUCGCCUAUUAAGCCAAAUUCAAAACUUUUAUUAUCUUACUAUGCAAGCAAUUCAAAAAUGCCAUCAUCUUUUAAAAGUAUUUUUGAAGCAAUUUUUGUUCACGAAGAAAUUGAUAUGGACGAAAUUAAUUUAAAUUUUGUUUCAUUUGGUUUAGAUGGUGUUUAUCACUUUGAGAUGAUAACAUCUUAUUUUACACAUAUAAAAAUUCUCAAGCUAAGUAACAUUGAAAUAAUGAAUGUUCAUGUUAAAAGACUAUCCCAUUCUAUUGCACAAAUGAUUAAUCUUGAGGUUUUGGGAGUCGAGGGGAACAGGUUUUCUGCUGAUGGGAUUCAACAAUUAAAUCCAUUUAAGCAUUUAAAGAAACUUAAAGAGCUGUACCUGGACAGAAAUAAUAUAAAAUCCUAUGGUAUGAAGUAUUUAUGUGAAAAUUUGGCAAAAUUAGAAGGUUUAGAGGUUUUAAGUUUAAAGCAAAAUUUGAUUGAAGAUGAAGGAAUUUUUACUUUGGGUAAAAUUUGGUGCUAUCUUCCUAACCUCAAGGCUCUUGAUGCUUGUGAAAAUAUGAUUUCUGACAUCGGAGCAAAAUAUAUCGCUAACAGUAUCGUGGUAGAAAAAAAUUUUUUUCGUUCUGGGUUUAAUUUUGUUUUAAAAAUUUAUAUAUAAAAAUUUUAUAAUAAUUUUUUUUUUCGAAAUAUAAAAAAUUCCAAUAUGCGAAAAUUGAAAUGCUAAAAAUUAAUUUGUAAUGUUUUAAAUGGGAGAGCUAUUUAAAAUUCAACAGAAUUAUCUAGACAUUUCAUUAAAAUAAUUACCAUUUAUAUAUCAAAAUAUUUUUUUAAAACAAGCAAAUUGUAUUAAACUGAUUUUUUUGUUCGCUCACGGAGGUCGGGCAAUUACCCAAAAAAUAGGCCAUUUCCAAUGGUUUUGUUUGCUCACUGAGGUGGAUAAGAACUUUUUCUCCUUGAAAUAUCUAGAUCUUUCCAGAAAUAGCAUUGAUUUAAAACUCAAAUUUCUUUUUGAAGCUAAUCAAACUUUACAAGCUAUUUUGUAA